Messenger RNA from Phycodurus eques (leafy seadragon), 5691 nucleotides. It is a transcript of the gene trmt11, whose product is annotated as tRNA methyltransferase 11 homolog. Gene Ontology annotation, biological process: methylation. Gene Ontology annotation, cellular component: cytoplasm. Lineage: Eukaryota; Metazoa; Chordata; Actinopteri; Syngnathiformes; Syngnathidae. Gene Ontology annotation, molecular function: nucleic acid binding. The record is from RefSeq and is a predicted model, not a curated record. The coding region runs from base 4059 to 5270 and encodes 403 amino acids. The transcript is spliced from 12 exons.
AUGUGACAAAAUUACCCAAAAAUAGCAGUCUGUAAAAAAAAAAAAAGUCUGGUUGGAAUGGCCAGUUCAACCUGAGUACAAUGCUGCAAGAAUUUUGAUAAUCAGAUGAUGAUUUUUUUGUGUGUCGGAACAGGGAACGUUUUUGAGUGCUAUUUGCCUGUAGAGAAUUUACUCAAAAACGUACUUAAAAUUAGAAUAAAAGAGUGUGACUUAAUUACAGUGCUUUGAUAAAGUAUUCAUACCCUUUGAACUUUUUCACAUUUUGUGACCUUACAAUCACAAACUUGAGUGUAUUUUGUGGAAAUUUGAUGUGAUAGACCAACACUAAGUAGCACAUAAUUUUGAAGUGGAACAAAAAAAAAUGAUACACAGUUGUUAAAAUUUCAAGCAAAUAUAAAUCUGAAGUGUGACGUGCAUUUAUAUUCAGCCAACUGGACUCUAAUUCCCCUGAAUAGAAUCCAGUGCAAUCAAUUGCUUUAAGUCACCAAGUUAGGAAAUAUAGUCCACCUGUGUGUAACUUACUCUCAGUGUAAAUACACCUGUUCCGUGAAGGCCUUAGUGGUUUGUAGGAGAACACUAGUGAACAACAGCGUCAUGAAGACCAAGGAACUCACCAGACAGGUCAGGGAUGAAGUUCUAGAGAAGUUUAAAACAGGUUUAGGUUAUAUAUUAAAAAAAAUAAUAAUUAGCCAGAGCAUUAGUGAUGGUCAGAUGAAGCUUCAUGAGGCAUGUUAACGCUUCAGUGAAUUGGCUGGAGUAAUGGUUAAUUUCUUGAUGCUUUAUGUGCACACGAAACCACCUGCUGGCCAUGCGCAUAACCACAGGAAGCUGUUCUUAACCACAUUAUGUGGGACGCAUUGCAUUUCUGCCUCUGUUUUGGCCCUUGUCAAAGACAUUGUAUUACAAAACAAUUUUUGACCAAAGAAUUUCUCGGCACAAAGUGUAUAAUAGAUUAUUUUUAAGCAUAUUCUCUGUGUGCGUAAAAUGUUUCCAAAAUGGUAGUAUCAUAUGCUAUGUCAGGUUGUAUCAUGUUUUUCUGUCACUUUAAGCAGACAGGACUGUGAAAGUGCUUGCGGAACCAGGACGAAGGCACUGCAAUUGCUUGUGUAACUUGGACAAUGGCGUAUAGAACGGGUGAAUUUGUAUUCAGAAAUAACAGCUUCUCAACAGUUCUUUUGUUUCAAGUGAUUCACCAAAGAGCAGGAUUAUAUAAAUUGCCGUACGGUAAUUUUUCCUCUCCCGUAGUGUUUCUUCUACCCAUUUGCUUGGAACAAAAUAGACACAUCACCUUUGAAUUAAAUAAGAAAUUGUAGGAAAAUACAGUUCUUGAUAAACAAACGUAAUUUAUGUUUGAAGUAAUGAUAGUUAUCUAUCCUGCACGGUGCUGCCUGAGGUUCGAAAUUGCACGACCACUGAGUGACAUCUGGUACUGUGCGAGCUGUAAUCCGUUACAGUCGCUCGCUCUCUCGACUGUCCAAGCUUUCCAUCCAUCCAUCCAUUUUCUGAGCCGCUUAUCCUCACUAGGGUCGCGGGCGUGCUUGGAGCCUAUCCCAGCUGUCAUCGGGCAGGAGGCGGGUUACACCCUGAACUGGUUGCCAGCCAAUCGCAGGGCACAUCGAAACAGACAACCAUUUGCACUCACAGUCACACCUACGGGCAAUUUAGAGUCUCCAAUUUAUGCAUGUUUUUGGGAUGUGGGAGGAAACCGGAGUGCCCGGAGAAAACCCACGCAGGCACGGGGAGAACAUGCAAACUCCACACAGUCGGGGCCGGGGAUUGAACCCGGGUCCUCAGAACUGUGAGGCUGACGCUCUAACCAGUCGUCCACCGUGCCGCCUGUCCAAGCUUUCGCCAAACACAAAAAAUAAACACAUUUUAAAUGGAGAGCCCGCAUGAAGGGUUUAUAUUGCUGUCAAACGUCCCGGCAAAAUCUGAAGCACUUCCCGAAUCGGUCACGUGGUAUAGCUGGGAAGCGAGGUUUCAGACGUCAUCAUUUCCGUCUCCUCGCCUAAAUGAAGCAAGCCUCGAUACGCACUUUGUGGAAACGCCCCAUCCAUUACCUGACACAUGCUUUGAAGCGUAACAUCACUACCAAGCUUUGAACAUCUCAAAGGGCACCGUUCAAAUCCAUCAUACGAAAAUAGAAACAAUAUGGCACAACUGUUAAUCUACCAAGACAUGGCCGUCCACCUAAACGAAAGCGAGCGAGGAGAGCAUUUGUCAGAGAAGCAGCCGAGAGGCCCAAGGUCACUCUGGAGGAGCUGCAGAGGUCCACAGCUCAGGUGGGAAAAAUCUGUCCACAAGUCGUGUACUCAACAAAUCUGGCAUUCAUGGAAUAAUGGCAAGAAGAAAGCCGUUGUUGAAUAGUGCCGUUUGCAGUUUGCUACAAUCCAUGGAGGGGUCACGGCAAACAGUGACGAGCAGUGUUCGUUUUCUGCCACACAUUAUCCCCACUGUGAAACAUUGCAACAUCAUGCUGUGGGGAUGCUUUUCUUCAGCUUGGACAGGAAGGCUGGUCAGAGUUGAUGGGAAGAUGGAGUUAAAUACGGGGCAAUCCUGGAAGAAAACCUUUUGGAAGCUGCAAAAAACAGGGAAAAUAGAUUAAUCUUACAGCAAGACAAUAACCCUAAACAUAAAGCCGGAGCUACAAUGAAAUGGUUUAGAUCAAAGAAUAUUCAUGUUACAAUGGCCCAGUCAAAGUCCAGAACCAAAUCCCAUUGAACAUUGUGGCAAGACUUGAAAGACAGACGCUCUCAGACGCUCUCCAUCCAAUCUGGCUGAGCUUGAGUAAAUUUGCAAAAAAAGAAUGGGCAAAAGUAUCAGUGCCUAGAUGUGCAAAGCUGGUAGAAAGGCAAAGCGGACGGGGUGUCGAACUGUGGGAAAAAGGGAACAACAGUCUCAGGGCCAUGAGCAUUUGAGGGCCCCUAGCUGUCCGGCAGCCCCACCACUCCCCUGUCGACAUCAAAUAUAUGGUGGGAAAACUAUGUCCAGCCCCGGUUGACAAGUAUCUGGAAGGAAAAUUCUCCAACCCCCCCGACGACUUGAUGACUUUUGGAGGGGGUUCUCCAUGAAGGUGUUAUUGAUGCAGGGGGCUGAAUACAAAUGCACAACACAUUUUUCAGAUUUUAUAUUUGAUAACCCAGGAUAGAUACUGUAUGCUCAUCCCUAGUUUAUGAGAUUAGUCGGCAACUGAACACAAGUACCUGCGCUUAACAUGGGCUUGCUUUUGGCGAGCUGUGACCUUUUUCGGGUGGCAGCUGGCUCCUGCGUUUGGCCCUUUUGGUGGUUGCUCUCCAAGGUUGGUAAAAGUGGUGGCAUCGGUGGGGUGCGCGGGGUGUGGGGAGUGGUGGUCCGUUACCCUUGGCCCUCCCUUUUGGACUGUUCGGGGCGCUUCAGUUGGGCUGGGGGACCGCCCUGGGUCCUGGGGAGUGAGUGGCGUUCCCCUGCCUGGGUCCCCCGCUGGAUGGGCUCACUGGCUUGGCUCUCCCUUGCAGGUGGAGGGGGCUGGGCCCACCCUUCCAUAAUGUGGCGGCUCAGCAACUCUGUAGAGGUUAUGGUUUUAAUUCAUUAAUUAGUUUCAUAGACACGCUAUAGGUUUUAAUUGCUUGUUCUGGGACCACGAACAAUAACACAGGUUAUAUUAAGAUAUCAAAUCAUAGGUUCUUUCAGAUGUUUAGAAACUAUAAAAGUAUCCCUCUGCACCACUCAUCAGUAGCACUGCCUUGCUCAUUUCCCACAUCCUGUCCUCCCCUGUCAUUUUCUGUUCUCUCUCAUCAUGUCCUAUUGGGUGUUGCAUUGUCGAGAAGAGAUGACAGUGCAUCCAUCCAUCCACUUUGUAUAUUACUUGUCCUCGUUAGGGUUGCGGGUAAGUUGGAGCCGAUCUCAGCUGACUGGUAAUCUAUGUGUGUCCUGCGAUUGACUAAUGACUAGUCCAGGCUGUAGCCUUUCCCCAGUAGUCAGCUGGGAUAGGUUCCAGCUCCCCGUGACCCUGAACAAGAUGAUAUACGUGUCCUUUCUGGUGUCUAGAUGAUUUGACAGAGGACGAUAUCUGCUGCGUCAUGGCCCGAUCUGUUUGUGCAAAGUCUGCGUUUGAGCUAUGGGGCCAUGGACCAAACCACAGUGAGCUCAGAACAUCCUUACUGAGCUACCCAGAACAGAACAUGUUGCCAUUCUUGCACAAAGACUCAACAUACAGAAUAAAUGUUUAUACCUUCAAUAAAACCUUGGACUUCACAGAAAGAAUUAAACGAAUUGAUGCAAUGGAUUACCUGCCAUUUCAGGGUGUUGUAAAUCUAAAGAACCCUCAGCACAUCUUCUGCUUACUGGAAGAUUAUGGCACUGACCCAAACAACAUCCCUGAGCAUCCAGAUUACAUUUAUUUUGGCCGAUGGAUAGCGGAUGGUCAGCGAGAAUUGAUUCGUUCUCACAGUGUGAAGAACAGACACUUUAUUGGAAACACCAGUAUGGAUGCCGGCCUCUCCUUCAUCAUGGCCAACCAUGCCAAGGUCAAAAAGCAUGAUCUUGUCUUUGACCCAUUUGUUGGCACUGGAAGCCUGUUGGUUGCUUGUUCUCAUUUUGGAGCGUACGUGUGUGGAUCGGAUAUUGAUUACAACACUAUUCAUGGCAAAGGAAGGUCAAGCCGCAAAGAUCAGACGUGGCGAGGACCUGAUGAGAACAUCCGUGCCAACCUGCGACAGUAUGGAACAGAGAAGAUGUAUGUGGAUGUGAUGGUGUCUGAUGCAUCCAAGCCUGUUUGGAGGGACGUCGCUCUCUUUGAUGCCGUCAUUACCGAUCCUCCAUAUGGUAUACGUGAGUCCACAAGAAGAACAGGCUCCCAAAAAGAAACUACAAAACCUGCAGAUGGCAUCUAUGCCGAGUCGCAUGUGGCCGUAUCCCAGUCCUACCACCUGAGUGAAAUAUUAGCUGACAUGCUAAACUUCUCUACACAUCGCCUGGUCAUGGGAGGGAGGCUGGUCUACUGGCUGCCCGUUUAUAGGCCAGAAUACUGUGAGGAAAUGGUUCCCCUCCAUCCAUGUCUGCGGCUCAUUAGCAACUGUGAACAGAUGCUAUCAAGCCACACGUCCCGUCGCCUGAUCACCAUGGAGAAGGUCAAAGAACCAGAGGAACUAGAUGGUCUGGCUCAUCUGUCGGACCCUCGCUUCAGUGCCUACCAGGGACACAACACCUUCAGAGAGAAGUACUUCAGUGGACUCAACAAGAGGCUUAGCAAAGAGAACAAAUCUGAUUCCAAUGGGGACUCAAUCAUUUGAACAGAGCAAGGCUCAAAUAAUGACUGUUGGCAGGCUCCAAAAGAAAGCAAAGACAAAACACCCGCCAAUUCAUUAAAUUCCCCUGUAAAAUAACCAAAAGAAGAGGUGUAGAAAAACUCAUGUAAUUAUUCUUCGUUUCGAUUGACACAGAGGUAUGGAAGGUGAAUAUCAUACUGUGAGGUGUUUGAGCAGUUUGACCACAAAAUUAGACACUUAAUGAAUUCCUAUGACAGUCAUGACACAAACAGAAUUACUGUGUUACCUUCAUAAAGGCAGUAUUUUUGAACAGUUUUUAAAGAUCAACUGAUUGUGCGGCUGUAUGUAUUGUUGUCCCAUGUGAGUGUAACAAAUCUGUAAUACAUUUUUAGUCUGUUUUUAUUAUUUGUACUAUUUUCUAAUAAAUCCGUAAGCACACAGCAUA